UUGCGCGGUGCCAGCCUUGGUAGCGUUUCUUGGAAGCUCAGUUUGUGGCAGGCUCCGCUAAGCGCUUUGUGUAUCUUGCCUUUCUUCUUCCUCACAGCGAUGUGAGGUAGACACGACCAUUAGCCCCAUUUUGCAAAUUUGGAAUCUGAAGGAAGUCCCGUGAAACUGAGUGUCUUGCCCUAGGAGAGGUGGAGGUGGAUUUUGAACCCUAGAAGCUUGACUGCCGCCACUCUGUCAGUGUGGCUCCUUGGAGCCGCUGGGACUAGGCAGAGGUGGAAGAGACACUGAAGCGACUUCAGAGCCAGAAAGGAGUGCAGGGAAUCAUUGUGGUGAACACAGAAGGCAUUCCCAUCAAGAGCACCAUGGACAAUCCCACCACCACACAGUACGCCAACCUUAUGCACAACUUCAUCUUGAAAGCUCGGAGCACUGUGCGUGAAAUUGACCCCCAGAAUGACCUCACCUUUCUUCGAAUUCGCUCCAAGAAAAAUGAAAUUAUGGUUGCACCGGAUAAAGACUAUUUCCUGAUUGUGAUUCAGAAUCCAACCGAAUAAGCCACUCUUUGGCUCCUUGUGUCAUUCCUUAAUUUAAUGCCCCUCAAAAAUAACGUUCAUCAUGUCAGCAGACUGGCACUUGGAAAUUGCCUUAGAGCCCACUCAGAUCAAUCCCGUGGCCAUGGGUGGGCUGGCAGCUCUGCCCACCCUGCCAAAGGAAUGCCCCUGCUGCGCCAGUCUCCCCAGAGUCCCCAGGAGGGCCCUCUUUCCUCACUUCCAGGUUUUGGAGCAAGAGCUUGUGAGAAGUCCACACCCAGCUUCCUUCUGACCUUCAGUUCACUUUGUUGCCCUUGGAAAAAGCUGUUUUUCUUUAACUAAAAAUAACUGAAAUGCUUA
Messenger RNA from Microcebus murinus (gray mouse lemur), 890 nucleotides. The record is from RefSeq and is a predicted model, not a curated record. NCBI's taxonomy places the organism in Eukaryota, Metazoa, Chordata, Mammalia, Primates, Cheirogaleidae.